GUUACUUAAAAUGGAAACGUAUUUUGACUCUCUUCCAGACAUUUUUACCAUAAUAAACUUCAUCAUAAUUUCUAUAGGCAUCAUUGGCAAUCUGCUUGUUUUGUUGAUAAUUAUCUGCAGAAAAACUACAAGAACAAAGAUGUACAUUCUCAUAGGGAACCUGGCUGUGGCAGACCUUUCUUUUCUAGCUCAACAAAUGGUAGUCUUUGUCACAAAAAUUCCAGAAAAAAUAUAUUUUCUAUAUAACUACAUGACAUUUGUGACAGUCACUGUAAGCAUCCACACAUUGGUGCUUCUAGCUCUGGACAAGUUCAUGUCACUUGUGCUGGUCUAUACUUCUAGAGUAUUUAAGACCACGAGAAACCUCUUCAUCACUGUGGUACUGUUGUGGGCUGUUUCAAUAGUGGCUUUUUAUAUGCCUGUUACCAUCUUCUUUGACAGUCACCCAGGAUUUGUCCAUCAAAACGGUCCAUACAUGACCAGAAAUCUCACGUUUGAUAUUGAUACAACACCAUACAGAAUAACCCUGGCUUGCUUCUUUGUGUUUGACUUCAUGCUCCCUCUUAUUACGAUGACUGUUAUGUAUUCGAUGGUCAUCCAUCAGUUAUUGUGCAAGGACAGGCCUAACCCUGGGAACAGCUCGGCUGAGAUGAAGGUCGUUAAAGACAAACAGAGACUCACUGUUGUAAUGAUGAUUGUAACCAUUGUAUUUGUCGUCUGUUGGUUCCCGAAGUGGGUUAAUUUUUACUUUCUGUUUUUCACAGACGUGGAUGACAGAAAUGAAUCAUACAUGCUUUUUUUAAAAUUUACUCAUUUAUUAGUGGUCAUAAACAGUGCCAUUAACCCCAUACUAUAUGCGUUUAUAUACGUGGACUUCAGGAGGGGUGUGACUGUGCCUGUUAACUUUAUGAGGAAGCUUUGUUGUAACAAAUAAUUAUAUCACGAUGCUAAGUAAAUAUGAAGUUUACACGAAUUCAGUUUGUCAUUGAGUGUUUUUAUGAAUACGUCAAUUGUCAGUUAUGUCAAUUUGCAUUCAGUUUAGGUUGCAUGUUUUUAUGACUACUCCAAUCAUUACAAAUAGAUGUUUUAGAGUUCUGAUUCCCCAUGGAAUAUUGUAAAAUAUAUAUGAAUGUAUUGGAUGUGUGCAUUUGAACACAAUUGUGUAAUUCAGUGUUUCUGAGUUUUAGCACAGUAAAAUCAGCAUCCAUUAUAUACAGUGGUGUUUCUCAUUGAUUAAUUGUAUAAUUUAUACAGUUAUAGGCACACAAUGCUUGCUAGACUUUUACUUAACCAAAAUGAUCAUGGAAGUUUUCCCUUUUAUCACCAACAUAUACCCUAGUUAUAACAGUGAAAACAAUUAUAAUCUACAAUGAUCCCAUUUUUAGUUUUAAAUUAUAAUUCAUGAUAUGUUGUGCCACAAAAAAUAAAAUUCUUCAGUUUCCAUCUGCAUUCUGAGAGUGACUCAAAAAUCAUAAACUUACUAGAUACAACUCAAAAUUGGGUGUAUGGCUUAAUUGUAAUUAUGUGAAUGGUUUAGUUAAAGUACUAUAAUACCAAUUUGAAGGUGAUAAAUGCAAAACUGUUGAGAUUUCCAGGAAAAUAAAAACAUU
Messenger RNA from Lingula anatina, 1610 nucleotides. RefSeq names its product allatostatin-A receptor-like. The record is from RefSeq and is a predicted model, not a curated record. Lineage: Eukaryota; Metazoa; Brachiopoda; Lingulata; Lingulida; Lingulidae.